UUGCUUGUCGCUAUGUUGCACAAAAUGUUGUAAUCGCGUUCGCCGUCAACCAGUAACGAACGUGUACUUUUUCUUUUAAAUAAACAUCGACAAUUCUUUAUCAUGAGCACGUUGCGUUGGUUAACAAAACACGCGUGCGUAACGUUAAAAUCAACUUAGUUAACACUUUACAACCAACGUCAUAACCUACCUGAACUUUUUCAGUCUACGGUAGGUGGGUAUGAAUCACGUAGUUUAUCAAUUAGAACUUUUGAGCUUUAAAUUCCCGGAAGUGACGCAAUCGUCGUUGAGCUAGUAGUAUGUGCACGCAGCCAAUAUUAUCCAUGUAGUAGCGUCCCGUUAUCUUAGUCCUACCGAAGGACCUAGUGCUGUUUAUCGAGUAUUUAUUAUUUAGUCGCAUAGAACUUCAGACUUACGGCACCAAUCGCCAGUACUUUACGUUUCACUGUACAAUUUCUUUUCUCUCGAAGUUUCCAGAAGAACGUUGACGGUGACAAACGUGAAUCGGUUGGCACUGUCUUUCCUUCUCGGAAGAUUUGAUGUAAGAGAUCACGGCAAGGUAUGUUUCGUAUCCCAAAAACAACAAUGCCUGUGACUACUACAGUCACAAAGAAACCAAAGCAAACACAGGCUUGUUUAUAUGCAUCAUACGAAUGUACACAACCUUGUCUCGAAGGAUAUAAUUAUUGUUCCAAACAUAUUCUUGAGGAUUCAACUGCGCCAUUCAAACAAUGUGGCUUUGUUUAUAAUACUAACGGCAGAAAAUGCCAAAACCCAGCACCAAAGUUAGAUAGAAGAGAUAUUUCGUAUUGUACAGAACACGCAAGGAAAGCUCAAAUAGCACGCAUAAAGUCAACGUCGCGCCAUUCUUUACCGCAAACACCAGAAAUGCUCUUACUUAAUUUAAGUCAUUACGUUAAACCGAUCGAUUCGAGUACCGAAGAUACGGAAGACGAUGACGGAAAAGUCAAAGCAUUAGAUCCGUUCACCGAAGUCGAUGCGUUUAGAGUAAAUGCAAGCGGAUGCGAUAUUUUAGAUUAUGCAAGUUCUUCGGACAGUGACGUUGAACCCACUGUGGUGAGCGAUACUUUAAGAGGAAGUUAUUUAGACGACAGCGAUAACGACAGUUUAUACAGCGCUCAAGAAGAUCCCUUAAAGCAUGCCGGGAUUUUUACGGCUGAGGAGGUGAUAUAUAUUGCACGAGAAAAACUGAUCAGGUUACAGUCACUUUAUAUAGAACAGUUUAGGAGGUUGCAAUAUACGCUCAAAGAAAAAAGACGAAAGUAUUUACACGCUCUUAAAAAAGAAAAAGAAACAUUGUGUAGCAUACACGAUCAACCAAAAGAAACUGCUAAAGAGAAAAAGAUUUACGAGAAAUUGAAAGCUUUAAAUCGAUACCAUAGACGUAGCGGAGUCGAAGCUAUACUGUACAGAAAAUCAUUAGAACGUAGAGUGACUGAAGGAUCUACACAAAAAAUACCUAGUGUAUCGAAAUGUAUCUUUACGGAAGGCGGAGUGAAAUGCGGGGAAAGAACUCUUCCUGCCGCGAAACAUUGUCGCAAACAUAUUCUUAAAGAUCAACAUCAAGUUUUAUUUAAAGCAUGCGGAGCAGUACGAGCAGAUAUAGAAUGCCACGAGCCUGUACCUGUAAUUUUUGAUACAAAUUGUGUAUUUCAUAUGAAUCUACCAAGCGAAUGUAAAUUAGAAUCGAUGAAGUUUAAAGAAUCCAAACCUGAACCACCGGAAAUAUCAAUAACAGAUAGUCAGUCUAUGGAAAUUGAUGUAGUAGGCGAAAUUCAAGAAAUUGAUCCGGAUGAUGACAUGGCUGGAUUAAUGAGAGAAAUGAGCGAUGCCGCGCACAUAAAACCAGCGUUUAACGAAAGCUUGAACAGCGAAGCUAGCACGGAUACUGCGUUUAGUUUGUCAGCCCAGAUGAGCGAUAGAGAUGACCCUGUUUCUGAGAUUGCAUGAUUCAACGCCGGUAACACACUUUAAAAUGUGUUAAUUACUUUCAUUUAUUAAAUGUCUACACGCAGAAGGAAAUAUUUGAUAUCGGAGGCGCGUAUUGUGUGAUAAUAAAAUAUACAUUAAUGUAAAUUUAUUGUAGAGUAUAAUUUCCGUUUGUAAAUAUAGUUCUCUAUUUGAU
Messenger RNA from Colletes gigas, 2146 nucleotides. RefSeq names its product KAT8 regulatory NSL complex subunit 2 (gene dgt1). The coding region runs from base 562 to 1971 and encodes 469 amino acids. The record is from RefSeq and is a predicted model, not a curated record. Gene Ontology annotation, cellular component: NSL complex. The transcript has 9 exons. NCBI's taxonomy places the organism in Eukaryota, Metazoa, Arthropoda, Insecta, Hymenoptera, Colletidae.